Biomphalaria glabrata is the source of this 11149-nucleotide messenger RNA. Its product is annotated as phosphatidylinositol 4-phosphate 5-kinase-like. Gene Ontology annotation, biological process: regulation of cell population proliferation. The transcript is spliced from 3 exons. Bases 220 to 1566 code for a protein of 448 amino acids. Gene Ontology annotation, cellular component: external side of plasma membrane. Gene Ontology annotation, molecular function: signaling receptor activity; cytokine binding. The record is from RefSeq and is a predicted model, not a curated record. NCBI's taxonomy places the organism in Eukaryota, Metazoa, Mollusca, Gastropoda, Planorbidae.
CUUGCUAAAAAUAAAUACUGGGAAUUUCCAGAGAAAGUUUUCUGCUUCCUAUAAAAGUUAGUAGAUAUAGAUCUAGUCAUUCACCAUGAUGCUACAUCUAGAUCUAUGCCUGUAAGUUGAUUGAGAGAGUAAACCUGAGCACUAGUACAGAUAUAAUAUUAUUUAUAUUCUAGUAGAAUUCCGGAUUUCUCACUUUCCCGUCUGUCAAUAGCCAGAAAAAUGAUCUGGACUUCUACGAAAAACAUUUUGCUGUUUCUCUUGGCUUUGUUUUUGGUAAUGCAAAAUUAUUAUGUAUGUGCGGCAUUGGAUUGUAUAACAUUUUGUUUUUCUGGAGAGUAUUGCAAUGUAACCAAUUGUAUCAAGUGUAAUAAUGGAUCUUACAUGGAUGCUGUUGCUCAUGAAAACACAGCCUGCAAGCCAUGGACACAGAAGAAUGGCCCAGGUUGGGUCAUAGUGAAUGGUGGCACUACAAAAAAGGAUAUAGAGUGGGCCUGUAUUGAUGGCUACCAAGAAAUUAACAGUUCUGGUUUAAUAGAGUGUAUCAUGGCUACACAACAACCAACUUUAGUGUCUUUUGAAACAACUACAAAGUUAAAUUAUAGCAGUGAACCAUUGGCAACAACCCAAUCACCAACUGAGGAGAUAAACAUUCUUCCUAUUGUCAUACCAAUUGUUGUCAUAGUAGUUGUUUUUAUUAUAAGUUUCAUCAUUUUGUGUAUCAUUUUUAAAAAAAAUAAAAAAUUAUGCUUUUCAUCAAAACAAAAACCUAAGGAUUCUUCUGUUUCUUAUGACAAAAAGGAAGACGAUAAAGUAGAUGAUGGCAGCAAAUUAGAGACACCACUAUUAAAUGAAAUAAAUGAAUUAAAUGGAAUAAAUGAAUUAAAUGGAGAUAACUCAAACCCUUCACAGGAGUCUGGUGAAUUGAAUGGAAAAAAUGGAGAUAACUCAAAUCAUUCACCUGUGAAAGAUACUCCCAACCAAUCAAACAAUGAUGCAGAAGAGAUAGAUAAUCUUUUUGAUUUACCAAAUAUAAACAAAUCUGAUGAUGCUGGGGAUUUAAACAAGUUCCAUAAAGCAAACCAUUCGAAUAAUGCAGAUGACUCUCACUACUUAAACAUCCCUAGCAAUGAUCCUGGUUCUGGAAAUAAAAACAGGCCUACAUCAUUGUUUCCUGGAGGCUCACUACACAGUUCAUUGAAGAACAAUAUGUCACAAAAUGACAAUCAGAUAUCAGAUGUAGAGAAUAGAUUAUACAAUGCCAUUGAAAUAUUUGCCUACAAGUUGUGCGAAAAGUUAGGAACACAAGCUGACAUCAUCAUACAAGAGUUGCAAUUUAAAAAAUUUCCAGAUUCGGAUUAUAAGACAUCAUUUAAAUUAGGGUUUAGUGAUUGGGUCAGGCGUAAGCAGUUCUCUUAUUCACAAACUAAUAAUGGAUUGUGGUGCCCACUUGAUAGGCUUAAGGUUAUUAUAGAUCAAAUAGAAAGAAGGGACAUUAUAGAAGAAUUUGAUUCUAAUUGCAAAGACAUUAAACAAAUUUUACUUGAGAUACAAUGUCAGGAACAAUAAAAGUAAUUUGGAACUUAUUAUUGAAUAUACAACUGUUUUUUUCUUAAUCCUAUAGUAUUAUCAUCAUAUAGAGAAGAAAUGAAAUUCUCUGUAUUGCAUUGAAUAGUACUCAUGAUGUUUAGUUAGAUCUGUGACAUUGCUUGGUGAACUACUUAGGCACAAAUAAGUGGAAAUAAGCAGACUGACAAUUUCUUUAGAAAAUUAUUGUCUGUCAAAAUGAAGCACUACUAGACUAGAUGUAAGACAUUUUAGUAGCCUGAAAAAUGGCAAUGAUUUAAUUGAGACACACUUUAUAAAUAUAUGCUAAUUAAGUUGUGCUCUAUUCAUUGCACAUUAUUUGACUCCUAAAGCUUUGACUCAAAUGUUUGUUCUUGUAUAUGCCAGGUAGAUAUGUGGAUGUGUUUCCUUAUUUCCACUUGUGACAAGUGUGGGUGUUAAAGUAGUCAUUUUCUAGUUAUUUCCUGUGGUUAGUUAAAUCAGUUGUCCCACCAUAGUGUUCUUAUAUCAGAAGUCUUCAUAUAUUGUCAUGUCCAGUUAUGUGUUAUAUUGUCCAUAACUCAUUUACCAAAUGCUUAUCGUAGCUUAUAGCCUUGUUAACCUGUGUUCAUCAUAGCUCAAAGCUUUGCUAAAAUUACACCGGAAUUGGGUGGUUAAUAUGUCUACAUAUUUUCAGAGGUUGAAUAUGAUGACCCAAAAUUCAAUUCUAUGCCCGAGAUCCUCGUUAAGCUGAAGAAAUAACAGAAUUUUCUUUAAAAAAUAAAAUACUUUAAUCCUUUCAAUAGAAAUCAUGAAAAGAUUGAAUACACUAUAUAUCAAAGAAUAAUGUACUUUAUAUUUCAAAUUCAAUUAUGCAUGCUCAAAAGUAGACAUGCAGGCUGAAUGGACAAAUUUUUUUUAACCCUGAUGUAAGCGUGUUUUCUCUACUUACAUAUCUUUCCUCUUCUUACAUAUCUAAAGAUCUAGUACGUACUGAAAAGCAAUCAAAAUGUUUGUUUCUAAUUAUCUCCCCAUGAUUAUUAGAUUAUUUACUUUUCUGUGUAGAAACUAGAAGCCAAUAUAAAAAAAAACUUUUCUGACAACCUUAACACUUACCACACGUAUAUUUAUCUUGUGUUUAUUGUAGCUCCUGGUAUUACUACCUUGUUUUCUUUCUAGCACAGUUACUUAAUGUUUACUUUGAUGCAUGGGAAAUUUAAAUUUUACAUCAAUAUCCUCUUUCUGUGAUUGAUAGUAAAUUUUAUUUUGAAUUAAUUCUUAUAUUUACAAGAUUCUUGAAUAUGUGAACAUUAUAAACAUUAUAAAAUUAUAUUUUUAGUGAAUGCCUUUACAUUUUUUUUCAAAUGCUAAAAUCAUAUUUGACAGGAUGAGUUCUAAAACUGUAUUUUGAGCAUUUGUAAAAAAAAAAUAUAUAUCAUGAUAUGUUAAGGUAAAAUUAUUAUUAUAUCGAGAAUGAUACUUCCAAUUUAUUUAUGCCUACAGAAAACACUAAUUGCUGUUGAUUUGUUCAGUUUUUCUAAUUUAAUUUUUGAAUAAGUUCAAAAAGGUUGCCUGGUUAAUGAAAUGUAUCUGACUUUCAGAUCUCCGCCAUACAUUCAAUCAUUAAGCUGGCUUUACUGUUUAUUGUGUUAAGACAUUGCUUCUGUCAACUGUGGAUCUGAACACUGCUUAUUUUUACUUGAGCCUAUGCUAUAUAUUGUAAUAGAUGUCAGCUCUAUUUAAGCCUAGCAUAUAUUGAAUUGCUUUUUCCCUUUUCUUCUUGUCAUUAGUUUCUUCGUCUCAUCUGUUUAUGUGCUAAUGUACAGCUUUGUAUUUAGAAUUCUUUUAUUCUAACAUGUCUAUUUGUUCUUGCUCUAAUAGAUAUAUCGUAAAGUAUCUAUACAUCCCUCUUUUUUUUAUAUAAAACAAUUUCUUACACUAAACAAUCUCAUCCUCUAGUAACUAGUCUUCUCUUACAAUAACAAUGGUGUCGUGACCUCCCCCUCCCGCGCAAUAGGCGCACUAAGAUAAAAACAUAAAUGAUCAUUCAUUGUUUUUCACAAGCCUGCCCAUUGUAACAUGAUUAGCUAGUUAAGUCAUUAAACUCAUUAUCAUGUAUCCCUAAAUCUAAUUGUAUCAAAGUGUUAAUGUAAACUGUUAGUUGUACAGUUUAAGUAAGUAGAGCGAUAUUGUUUGUCAUAACUCUUGUUGAUUCUCUAGCUCCAGUUUCUAUUCUGAUGUACUUUCUCCUAAGUAUUUUGAAAUCAUGGUGGAAAACAUGUAAAUUUUAUUUGCAAAUAUUCUUUUUUUUUAUUAACAAACCUUAUUUACACACAUAAGAAAAGCUAAAUCCUAAUUCUGGUUAUAACUUAUUGGUGUAAAACUUGCCACUUUAGUAUAUAAGCCCUUCCUUUUUUUUUUAGUAUUGGUUUUUAGACUUUCUCUAUUUGAAAUCAAAGUUAAUUUUAUCACUGUGUAAAAAAAAAAGAAAGGCUUAUAAUGUAAUAAUAGGAAAUAAAAUUCUCUAUUAAGUGAAAUGUAUCUUAAAACUGGAAACUAACCUAAAAUAUGUAAAGUAUGAGUUACCUAUAAUCUCUGUUAAAAUAAUUGGCUGUUAAUCAAGUUAUUUUUGAGUAAAUUCAAUGAUUUGUUUGGUUUUGCAUGACACACAGUUUUUUUGUACAGUACAUGUUUAAAAUUUUUUGUAUGCAAACACAUUUCCUUUUAUACUUUUUUUUUCAAGAUUUGUUUAAUAAAUGAUUGAUUUUAACUAGAAGUACUUUUAUACUACAAGUACAUACUUGACAUUUUUUUGUGCCUUAUGUAGUUCUGAUUGUUUCCAUAUAAAAUAAAACUUAAUGUAUAUUUUCUAUUUACUUACAGAAGCUAGCCGAAGAUAGUUGCACAAAUUUUAACAAUACAUGGAGUUUCUCAGUUAAUGUACAAUAAUAGAAUUAUUUUUUUUAACAUUUGAUGUAUAUUUUCAAAUAAAAAAUGCCAGUUUACAAGACAUUUACUUAGCUUGUGUCUGCAUGUAGAAAAUAUAUGUUCAGAAAAUGUGGCAGUCUCCUAAGAGGCUUGAUGAAGUAUGUAUUUGCCUUUAAUAGUUUUAAGCUUAACUAUAUUAAUUACUACAAAAUAAUGUUUAUAUUGUAUAUAUGUGUAUAUUUUUUUAAUACAAAUUUGAUAUUUAUAAAUAGUUAGGUAACCUUUUUAAUUGACUGAGUUUUAAAUAUUGAUUUGGUAACUAUUGUAAAUAUUUACUACUAUUUUCAUACACUAAGAUUUAAAAAAAAAAUAGUUUGGGCUUUACAAACCAUGAUUUUUUAAAGUGAUCAGUUUACUUAAAACUUGUUAAACUUCACAGUUAUAUUUAGGCAUAUCUAUAUAUUUAUCUUGUUAAAAAAAAUCACCAUUAUUUAUGAGAUAGCAUUUGUUUAAAUUUUUCUAUCCACCUGCCGUUUAAUUUCUAAAGUCUCAUCAAGCAUUCAUACAGGUUCUUCUCUCACUGGCUUCAUUGGCUUUAAUGAGGCUUCUUUUGGUAGAGGACUUGAAUGUUUGUCUUUGAAACAGAGGGUGACAUUUUGACUAUUUGGUAAGGAAUAGGAUUUGAAAUAAACAGCUUGUGAAGUCUCCUUUUUAUUUUGUUUGAUCAUAAAGUCUUCUGGAUGAUGUGCUGGCCUCUGGAUAGAAACAGAUAAGCUCAGCAUCACUUGCUCACCCAAACAAUUUUCACAAAACAAUGUACAGGUGUUAGAAACAUGCAAAAUUAAUAUUGCAUUAGGCCAGGGAUUUGUAUUAAGUAUUAUUUUAAAAUGCUUUUAUUUUGUUUAGAGCUUAUAAUUAUCAUAUUACUAAAAUAAAUUAUUUUGGUAGAAACAAUGCAGGUAACAAAAUUAAAUGUAAUUAAUUGUAUCAGUAUUACAGAAAAUAAUAUUUAUUUAGCUAUGAGAAACAAACAUAUAUAUCUCUGAGCUUGAGCUUUACUGUAUUCCAGUAGUUGAUGUCAUAUGAAAUUAAUAUGAUGGAGAUGUCAACUAAGCUUAUUAUAUUUUUAAUUUAUGAAAAUAAAUUUUCUUCCUUAUUUUCCAUAAAAAAUAGAAAAUGAAAAACUUGUUUGAAAAGAAAAAUCGAAUAAAUUUUACGUCUCAAUUUAGAAAAUUGUUAAAUAGUUUAGUUUAAAAUUUAAAAAAAAUAAGUCUAGGUUGACUCAAUUUUCUUUAAUCCAUUAUAAAAAUCCCACCUUCUUGCAUGAUAUAGAAUCUGAACCUCCAUGUUUGUCAGUUAUGCUCUUCACCAAGUACAUCCCUUUAGCGUUGGGAAAUUGUAACUAUAAAUAUUAGCAGCUAUGCCUUGAACAGUGAUAGACUUGAAUUUCUUAAUAUAUCUCUGAUAAUGUGACCAACUGUGCCUUUUUUCUAGUCUCAGACCUUCUUUAAUUACUUACCAUAUUUCUGAUGUGACAAACAUCGCCUUUUAUAACUACUAACCUUCUCCUAAUUACUUAAUUUUUUUUUCAUGUGACUAGCUUGUCCAGUGAAAGAUUUUCUUUAAUCGUCUAUAUUUUUGAUGUGUAUAACUUUACUUUUUAUAACUACAAAUCUUCUUUUAAUUACUUAAUUUAUUUUUAUGUGACUAGCUUGUCCAGUGAAAGAUUUUCGUUAAUUAUCCAUAUUUUUGAUGUGUUUAAUUUUACUUUAUAUAACCACAAAUCUUCUUUUAAUUACUAAAUUUUUUUUUAUGUGACUAGCUUGUCCAGUGAAAGAUUUUCUUUAUUCGUCUAUAUCUUUUAUGUGUUUAACUUUUUUUAUAACCACUAAUCUUCUUUUAAUUACUUAAUUUUUUUUUUUCAUGUGACUAACAUGGCUUUUUUAAACCACAGACCUUUUUUUAAUAACUUAAUAUAUUUCUGAUGUGACAAACAUUCCAUUUUAAAACCACAGACCUUCUUUUAAUAACUUAAUGAUUUAACACAAACUUUGCCAUGAAGAGGGUCAGACUUCUUUGUAAUACUCAUGAACUCUAUCUUUGUGCUGUUCUUUCAUGUAAUUGUACCAGUCAGCAUUUGUAAUUGUAUUUGUACUGUGGUCAGUUGAUCCCAACUUUUGACUUUAUUAACAGAGUGCUUCUGCUUCAAGUUUCUGUUCACUUAAAUGUAGCAAUACUUGACUGGAGUAAAGUCGUUAUUUACAAGGGGUUAAUGCCACUUAACUCAUUGCACACUAACAUACUUAUGUAACAUAAGGAAAUUUCACAUGCAAGUGCACAAUUUAGAAUUAACCUUAGGUUAAUGGCCUGGCUGUAUACUUCUUAGUUAUGCUAGUCUAAGCUAUGUACUGCUUAAGGCAUAGCAGAUAUUUAUUUUAUGGUACAGUUGGUUGUUAUAAAUGAUAUGGUCAAAUUGGUAUCUAUAUUUUCAGCCCUGUCAUUACUAUCUAGACUUAUGUAUUUAUUAACAGAUAAUUAAACACAAAAAAUUGAUAAAUUGUGGAAUGUAAACUGUUUGCUUAAGUUUUCUAUCAUGUUUGUUGUGCUUGAUAAAAACCUGCUGAGAUUUCCUUUACAGUAGAAUGUCGUUUAUCCAAAUUUCAGUCAUCCAGAAUGUCAAAUAUUCUGAUUGCCUUUUUUUGUUUAACAGUAUGGUAUCUAAAUGCUCUUGCUGAUGUAUGACUUUUUUUUUAUUGCAUUGCUUCCUGAUCUUGAUAUAUUGUCUCGUAGCUUGUGUGUCUAAAACACAGUUUUGAACAAGUUGAUAGAUUUAAAGCUUGUAAGUCAGUGAAGAGAAAUGUUGGGUGGCUGUGUAGUGAAUUGUCAUGCGAGUUGGGAACAUGACAGUGAGAGAAGCCACACUACCAGAUAUAACUUUUUGUUCUUCUGCAUAUUUUAUUUGUUAGGCUUGGUGGCUGAGCGGUAAAGUGCUUGACUUACAAACCAGAGUCCCAGGCUCGAAUGCUGGUGAAGACAGGGAUUUUUAAUUUCUGGACCUUUGGGCGCUUCUGGGUCCACCCAGCUCUAAUGACUACCUGACAUUAGUUGGGGAAAAGUAAAGGUGGUUGGUCUUUGUGUUGGUCACAUCACACCCUUGCUAACUGUGGGCCAUAUAAACUGAUGACCUUUAUAUCAUCCGCCUUGUAGAUCACAAGGUCUGAAAGGAGAACUUUACUUAUAUUUACUUUGAAUGUUAUAUUUACCUAUAGUGCAAUACACCCUAUUAACAUUCUUGAUAUCUUUGGUGAAAUGGAAUGUUUAUAAUAUGCCACAUUCAGUUAUCAGGAGGAUUGAAUAUCUGGAUAGACCUCAUUACCAAUUAAUCAACAUUGUACUGUAUUUAUGUUAGAGUAUUAAUUAUAGUUGUUUUAGUGAUGAGAAUUUCCAGGUUUGUCUUUGAAGUGGUAAUGAUUAUAGAGGUAAUGUUUGUAGAGGUAAUGAUUAUAGAGGUAAUGUUUGUAGAGGUAAUGAUUAUAGAGGUAAUGUUUGUAGAGGUAAUGAUUAUAGAGGUAAUGAUUAUAGAGGUAAUGAUUAUAGAGGUAAUGUUUGUAUUGGUAAUGAUUGUAGAGGUAAUGAUUAUAGAGGUAAUGUUUGUAAAGGUAAUGAUUAUAGAGGUAAUGUUUGUAGAGGUAAUGAUUAUAGAGGUAAUGUUUGUAGAGGUAAUGAUUAUAGAGGUAAUGUUUGUAUUGGUAAUGAUUAUAGAGGUAAUGUUUGUAUUGGUAAUAAAUAGAGAGGUAGUGAUCAUAAAAGUAAUUUUCUGUGGCUGUGUUAAUGUUCCAAUGGUCAGAAAAUGUUUUACUUGUUUGUUAAAUCUGUCAUAUACAAUUUUUUGAAAACUGAUAUUAGAAACAUAUAUAAAUAUAUUUCUCUUCUAGGAAAGGGUAUGUUCAAUUUUUUGUUCUUGAGCUUUUUUUUUUAAAGUCAGCAUUUAUGGUUUGUGACUUAAAUAUGAAAUCAGUAUUGCUACUAUACCCCAGUAAAAAGUUUCAUCUUUAGGUUGUUUCCAUUUAUGCACAUUUCCUUUGGUUUGUUUUACUUUUCAGAUAUUACUUCAGAAUUGAAGAUUUUGUUUUGUUUUACAUGUUUCAGAUGUUCCUUCAUAGUUGAUGAUAGUUUACUUCCUAGUCCAAACCUCCCCAGGACAACGGGGGAUGGGAGCGGGCAGGGUUUGAACCCAGGACCAUCGAUAAAUCCAAACAGUCUAGCGCGCAAACCGCACGACCAGGCAGCCAUCCUAACUCAAAGACUUCGAGGCUUGUGUUAGAGUUAGAUAUAGUUAUAAAUGUAAAGCACAUCAGAUCAGAGAGUGUUGUCAAUUUGGUUUUUUAUAUUGUACAAUUUCGCUGUAUUAUUGAACUAAUUGGUAUGUUAUAUAAAAAUAUAUUUAAAUGCUGGAUUUCUUUUUUUAUUUAGCUGUUAUUCUAAGUACUCUUAGAUAGAUGAUUUUGUCGGUUUCUUGUUGCAUUAAAUGGUUAUUUUUAAAUACCAUUGUAUACUCUGCUGUUUUGUUAGUUUCUAGUAAAAAUAUUUAUUAGUUAGUUAUUUAUUUAUUUCCUCUAUAUGAUUGAGCAUUGUUAAAUAACUCUUGACCAAAAAAAACUUAUUGCUAGAGGUCAACAGCCUUUAUUAAGGACUAUUAGGGAAAUGGAGAAAGUAUAUGGCCUGGACUCAGUGAAAAAUAAAAAUUGUCUAUCAAUAAAGUUUAAAAUUGAUAUUUUGGGGUUUUGGCACAUCAGUACAAUUUGAAAUUGUAGAUUUAUUUGGACUUUAGUUGUGCAUUUAUCUUUGGACUUUCUUUUGAUGUGUAUAUAUCUUUGGACUUUGUUUUGAUGUGAAUAUGUCUUUGGACUUUCCUUUUAUGUACAUAUCUCUUUGGACUUUCUUUUGAUGUACAUAUGUCUUUGGACAGAAUAAAACUUUAAUUAAGUAGUUUUGCAAUUGCUUUGAAACUCUCCUGUCAUGACUUUUGAAAUACCAUUAGUAAAUGCAUUUGAUAACAAAUUUGCUGAGCUGAGAUGAAUUGUAUAAAGCAAAUCCAUGUAAAUCACAUGCAAGUCAAAGCACAACUCAGUCGCAGCAUUGACUCCAUUAGAGUACAAGAAUAUAUUUAUAAGCUGGCAAGAAUUUGUCAUUAGGAUUUAUGGAUAGGAUCAUAUCAACAAUUUUACAAAGAUCACUGCUUUCUGUGGUCUAGCCUCUGUUGGUAGAAAAACAUAUGACUUGAGGUACUUUUCGACAUAUGGCCUUAAUUAUGGAACAUGCUUCUCGCUGUGGUCAGGUAAGCUAAUUGCUUUACUACUAUCAAGAACAAAAUUUAGCCUCACUUAAAAAAGGUUUGGUAUGUACAUAAUGUAAAUCUUCUUUUAUGAGUUUCAUAUGACCCAUGCAUACUGUUAAGUACUUUGAGCUUUGUCUUUUUGUCAACUGUGUUAUAUUAAUUCAAUUCUUAUUAGCACUGAUAGUUUAGAUUUAAAAAUGUAAAUUUAUGACUCUGAUAUUUAGUUCUCAAAUGUAGAUCUAAAAAAUUCUUACUUCUAAGGUCAUUUCAUCUGUCCAUAUUCCGUUUGCGUGUGACACUUAGAUGCAAGGGCUUCUUUUUGUAUUCUUAAAGCAACACCCUGUCAUUUUAAAACAAAUAUAUAUUCAAUAUUUUUAACAUUUCAUAUGUUUAGAUUUAAUGUUUUAAAAACAAUAUUUUAAAGUGUUAUAUUGUAUGUACUAAUGAUAAUAAUGAAUAUGAUUAUCAAAUGAAAGAUAAAUGAUUGUUUAAAAAAAAUUUUAUGUAACAUUUUGUUAUUGGUAUUAAAAUAAUAAAAAAAAAAAAAAAACUUUUUUUUAAGAACAAAGCUUAUAUUGGGUGUAUUUGUAUCAAUUAGUCUGGAUCAGUCAUGUAAUUAAAUUUGUAAUAGAUGUAGACCAACAAUAAUAAAUCUGUGAGAUUAAAAAUAUUUUACCAAUUGUUUUUGUUUAGCACAAUUUCAUGCUUUUAGCUUUCUCAAUACGCUGUGAUCCUAUGACUUGUCUGGACCAGUUGGAAAGGGGUAGGAGGAGAAAGAAGGAGUUAUCUGGGGGAUCAAUGUUUAAAUGCAUUUAUUUUAAAAAAAUGAACGACCUGAAUUCAAACUCAACUCCAGCUAAUAUACUUACCACUGUGUCAGGGAAGUGCUUCUAAAAAUAGAAGGUUCAACAGUUAUCUGUUGUUAGUUUCAAACUUUUCUCAAAGUAUAAAGGGGACUAAUAUAAUUUGUACCAAUUUAUUUCCCUUAUUUGGGCACGACAUGGCCUAAAUUGUGCAGAAAUAUAAAAUUAUCAAAUUAACAUUUCCCUUAUUCGAGAUACCAACCAAAAUAAUGGAUUACCGAUACCUAUAUACCAAUAGGUUAAUUUUUUUUUCUUGUUUUGUUAAAUGCAAAAUUUUAGAUGGAUCUGAGAUUGGGUGUGGGAGAUAUAACAUCUACAAACUUUUUACCAGACAGAGUGAGUUGAUAUAAGCUUUGUAAAAAUAUAAUUAACUAUGCAUAUAAAAGUUAUAUAUAUAUGUUUUUUUUAGAAACAUGAGCUACUUUUACUCUAAAGAAAAGAGUAAUUUUUGUUGAAAACUCAAGCAUUCACGUUGUAU